Messenger RNA from Cynara cardunculus var. scolymus (artichoke), 1812 nucleotides. RefSeq names its product cytochrome P450 82A3-like. Gene Ontology annotation, biological process: defense response to other organism. NCBI's taxonomy places the organism in Eukaryota, Viridiplantae, Streptophyta, Magnoliopsida, Asterales, Asteraceae. The transcript has 2 exons. The record is from RefSeq and is a predicted model, not a curated record. The coding region runs from base 91 to 1671 and encodes 526 amino acids. Gene Ontology annotation, molecular function: iron ion binding; heme binding; monooxygenase activity.
AGAUGUGGACAAUUAUGACUAUCUUUCUGGUGUGUAAUCCAAAUCUUGAUAAACAUUAAUCUUUUCAUCUUUCUCCAUUGCACAAAAAAGAUGACCAUGGAUUUACUUCUAUCAUUCAUAACUUUGGUAGCUACCAUCGCUUUUCUUACCCUUUUUCAUCUAUUAGCUAAAAUUGUUUGGUCGUAUAAACCUCAGGGAAGUACAGUACCUGAAGCAGGAGGAUCAUGGCCGAUAAUUGGUCACCUCCAUCUUUUAGCAGGCUCUCAAGUUCCUCACAAGCUUUUAGGCUCUAUGGCGGACAAAUUCGGCCCAAUUUUCACCAUCAAACUUGGUGUUCAUCGACUUCUAAUYGUCAGCAAUUCAGAUAUGGCUAAAGAAUGCUUAGCCACCAACGAUAGUGCCUUCGCUAGCCGACCAAAAUCCAUGGCGUCAGAGAUCAUCGGGUACAACUAUGCUAAUUUUGCCCUUGCCUCAUAUGGACCGUACUGGCGCCAGAUUCGAAAGAUCGUUGUGCGUGAACUGGUGUCUCACCUUCGCCGCCAGAUGCUAGCACAUAUCCGAGUCUCGGAAGUGAAGUUAUCCACAACAGAUUUGUACGAAUCUUGGAUCAGAAACAAGGGUUCUGGAGAAAUGGUCAAGGUUGACAUGAAACAAUGGUUUGCGAACUUAACUUUGAACAUGAUGUUGAGGAUGKUAUUUGGGAAUCGCUUUUCGACUGGAGAAGGAAAUAGGGAUCAAUUCAAGAAAUCCGUUAAGAUGUUUUCAGAACUAUUGGGGGCGUUUGUGCCAUCAGAUGCUAUUCCGGGCUUACGGUGGUUUGAUUUAGGAGGGUACGAGAAGAAAAUGAGGAAGAUCGCGAAAGAGUUGGAUGUCAUACUUGAAGGAUGGUUAGAAGAGCACAAAACCAACAUGGAUUCUGUACARCAGGUAGAUCCUGAGAGUAAAGAUCAAGUCUUCAUGGCUACAUUGUUAUUCCGUGUUAACGAAGAACUAAACGAGGAUCUUUAYGGCUUUAGCGUUAACACGAUCGUGAAAGCUACGUGUUUGGCGAUUUUGGCAGCGUCGGUUGAUACUAUACCAGCAACAUUAACGUGGGUUUUAGCUUUACUAAUCAACAACCCUCGUGUAUUAGAGAAAGCUCAAAACGAGCUCGAGAUCCACGUUSGAAGAGACGGAGAAGUUGAAGAGUCAAACUUGAAGAACUUGGUCUAUCUUCAAGCCGUUAUCAAGGAAUCCAUGCGGCUUUACCCUGCUGCACCACUUUCGGUCCCUCACGAGUCCAUUGAAGACUGCAUCAUAGGUGGUUACACCGUUCCUAAAGGGACUCGGCUUUUGGUAAACAUUUGGAAGAUUCAACACGAUCCUGAAAUAUGGACCGAUCCAUUUGAAUUCCAACCCGAGAGAUUCUUGACGAGCGAAAGGGAGAUCGAUGUGAAAGGUCAAGAUUUCGAGUUGAUUCCUUUUGGAAGUGGUAGAAGAAUGUGCAUUGGAAKCUCACUUGCUCUYSAGGYUAUGCAGUUGAUAUUAGCCAGCWURAUACAUGGUUUUGAGUUCCGAAACCCGUCAAACGAGCAGAAGAUUGAUAUGACCGAAAGCCAUGGAUUAGUAAAUCAUAAAGCCACGCCGCUCGAGCUCCUUGUCGCACCGAGAUUCUUGCCUGGUUUGAACUGAGUGUUCUUCUAUUGCAAGAUUCAAAGUCUUGUUUUCUUGAACUAUGUAAUAUAAUAUUUAUAUACGACAAACUAAACCCUCACAUACUUUUGCUAAUCAAGCAGGCUUAACAAACCCAAACACCAAUUGGUUCUUAAUUAA